Messenger RNA from Diprion similis, 890 nucleotides. RefSeq lists its product as uncharacterized. The record is from RefSeq and is a predicted model, not a curated record. Gene Ontology annotation, molecular function: transmembrane receptor protein serine/threonine kinase activity. The transcript has 4 exons. Gene Ontology annotation, cellular component: membrane. Lineage: Eukaryota; Metazoa; Arthropoda; Insecta; Hymenoptera; Diprionidae. Bases 160 to 819 code for a protein of 219 amino acids.
UAUUCCUCGGCCAUAGCUUCGGAGCUUCUUUCGGGACAAUAAUAUGUAGCAUUUGCAUAUCUAUCGCGAGUACGUUAUAUAGGUAUUAUUAUAUAGGCGUACGCGAACACGCGGUACGUUUUAACCGGCUAAUUAAACACGUGCUGUAAUUACACCGAGAUGGCGAGACUGGGAGGCGUGCGACUAGCGGCGAUAAUCGUCAUCUCUAUAACAAUUAAAUUGCUCUCCGUACACGGCAGGAAAUGCGUGUGCACAACCAAGACGUGCGUUGAAACCGGAAAGGACACCUGCGGGACGCGUUUCGCCUGUUACACGGAGUUCAUCCUCGCGGACGAGGGACAAGGAAAUACGACAACUCGCGGCUGCACUGAAGACGCGACGCCACUUCUGUGCGAGAAUCCUCCCAGGUCCGAGGACACUUCGACGGGUUACCAGCACCGGGUUCGACUGCCGCGUUUGAGAUGCUGCAACUCCCACGACUACUGCAACCGCGGCGCCCUCGACCCUCUGCUCCAGGAUCACCGUCGGCCCUUGUCAACCCAGAACCGCGAUCCCGUCGUCAGCCACGGGGACUCUCAAGGCAAAUCCUCGGACCCCCCGGAUCGCAAUCGCGAUAAGAAACUCCUCGACUCUUCGGCAUUUACCGACGACGGCAGCGGUCUGAAUUCUUUGACCCUUCGGCAGGUCAAACCCCUCCACGUGGCAGCCCUUGUUCUCGCAGUGGCCGCCCUCAUCUCGGUUCUCGCUGCCUGUUACGUCAUCACCAGAUUUCUACGAUCUCAUCCGUACCCGGCAGCAGCGAGACAAAAUGUCAACUGAUCAUCCGUGAUCGAGAUGCCUCGAUCGCCACGCGGUAUAAAAAUUAUAUCUCGAAGAAGGAUGGGACUUAU